CAUAGGGAAACUUCCUAUUGAUCAGUCGCCAUUUUCUGCGAUUUGCAAACUCAGCAUGCUGACCAGAAACGUAUGGUAUACUAUGUAAACUACACUGGUUAUUUGUGAUCGUACAAUAUGAGUUCAGGGUUGUCCUGGAAAACUGGACGGGAUGGUCGGAGGAAUUUUGGAGACCAUGAUGACCGUUGGGUAGACCAUGACAACAACAAUGAUCAAGGAAGAGGUGGACGUGGAGGAGGAAAGUUUCCUUACAGAGGAAAGAGUCGAGGCCGUGGAAACGGUGGAUUUUACUCUCGUGGUAGUCGUGGUAGCUAUCGCAACAAGUACACCUCAAACAGUCGCCCCUACAACAACAGGGGCAGAGGAAGUUCACGUGGCAAUUACAAAGGAGGAGGUGCAGGUCCUCGGGACAGACUAGACGACGAAGGAGACUGUGAUAUGGACAAUGAUGGGUCAGGGUCUUCAAGAUUCUCUCCAUAUGGUCGACCAGAUCGACGUGGCUCCAGAAAUGCAAGGGGAGAUUAUUCAAGCCGAGGAGACAGUCGGCGAGGAAGUGGUGGAUAUUCUAGUGGUGGCGGAAGAUUUUAUAACAAUGGGCCCCAGUGGUACAAAGUUACGAUACCAAAAGGAAAGAAGUCUGGAAAAUCAGUGCUACUUCAGUUGAUUAAUGAAAACAUACAUACUCCAUUUCUCCCGCAAAAUUUCCACUUCGAACAAGACAGCGCAGUAUUCCAUAUACAAGACAAGGAUGCAGCUGAUGCAGUCCGUGCUCAGAGUCAAAGACACACACUGCCAAAUGGAUUCAAGAUGAUUAUUAUUGUGAAGCCUUCGUCUCCUCCAACUAACUACAUUGACAAAGGCACAGUAGAAAAACUAAAGGCGGCCAUGAGUCGGAGAUAUGACUCCAGUGCUAAGCUGUUGGACCUCAGUAACCUGUACCAGGACUCCGAAAUGUCUCAGGAAAAUUUACACCUGCCCCUCAGUCGACAGAAUGUUAUGACACAAGUGGUCACAAUUAUAGAAGAGAAUAUUCCAGAGUUGGAGGGAAUUGAUGUCAGCAAUAAUCGACUGAUAUCAUUGGAACAUCUGGCGAAAUUGACAAAGAUUUGUCCAAAUAUUGUCAGAGUCAACCUUGGCAAGAAUAGUGUGCGCUAUCUGGAUGAACUGGACAAAAUCAAAGAUUGGAAAGUCGUGGAGCUGGUGCUGGACGGGAAUGAGCUCUGUGAUAAGUUUGAAGACCAAGCUGCAUAUGUUAGUGCUGUACGGAAGAAAUUUCCAAAGGUUAUGAAGUUGGAUGGACAUGACCUUCCACCCCCGAUAACCUUUGACCUUGAGACAAGUACAGAUUUACCUGUCACUAAAGGAAGCUUUUUCUUGAAUACAGAGAUCCAGGACAUUUUGGUGAAAUUCCUAAAGGAGUUUUUUACGAUAUAUGACUCUGACAAUCGUCAGUCAUUAACAGCUGCCUACCAGGAAGAGGCCAUCUUUUCCUUGUCAGCUUCCAAAAAUAAUUCUACAGACCACUGGCAAGCAGGUUUGCAGAUAUACUUUCCUGAAAGCAGAAAUUUGCUGCGGAAAUCACGAGACCCAAGUCAGAAGCAACGAGUAUUGAUGCGAGGAAAACUGAACGUCGUAUCUAAGCUGUGCCUGCUACCAAAGACUACACAUGACUACAACUCGUUUGUGGUGGAUGUUGACCAUGCCUCUCAAACCCUCCUCAGCUUCACAGUGACAGGGGUAUUCAAGGAAUCUGAGGAACGCUCUGAUCGACAGCCUGUGAGGGCGUUCAGUCGACGGUUUAUAGCCCUCCCCAGAGGUCAGGGUAUGGUGAUCGCGAAUGACAUGUUGAUGGUGACAAAUGCUUCCCCCAGCCAAGCACAGGCCGCCUUCAAGAACCCCGCCCCGACUCCCUCAUCGAGUCCUGUGCCUGACACGACUCCUGCUGCCCCCUUUCACCAGGCAGGGCCUAGCCUUACCCCUGAGCAGCAACAGAUGGUCCAGACCUUUUCUGCACAGUCACAGAUGAAUUUGGAUUUUUCAGCCAAGUGUUUGGAGGAGCACAAUUGGAAUUACGAUGGAGCCGGCCAAGCUUUCCUCUCACUACAGAAAGAGAACAAGAUUCCUCCAGAAGCGUUUGUGAAGUAAACCAGUCUUGAGCAUGGAAGGAUUAUGCUACCGAACUGAUAGGAAGUCAUACUCAAGUGGCCUAACAGCAGUCUAGCAACUGAAUAUUAACUUUCUACAGAGAGCACUGGAUAAGUCUGGACACAAAAUAGAUUGCAGGUUUAGGUCUAAUAUAUAUUACUGUUUUACACUGGACAUACAACAUACUUACUGCAGAAAUUCUGGAGUAGGCUGACCAUGCAACUUGCUAUAAACGUUCUGUUUAAGGCUGGACUUGCAGCCUUUUGCUACAGAGAUUUUGCUUAAGGCCUGUCAUAGCUUAUUCUGCAAAUCGCUGGUGUAGGCUGGCCACACAACGUACUACAGAGAUGUCUUGUUAAGUCCGAACACAACUUACUUCAGAGAUCUGUUAUUUACGCUGGUUUGUUCAGAUUGAGCCUACAUUUUCUAUAUGGAUUACUGAAAAAAAUAGAUGUACAAUUUUCUACAAUGAUCACUGAUCUAGUUUCUGAGUUACGAAAUCAUUUAUUUUUAUCUGAAUGGUAGUACAACAUGCGUGACAACAGUUUAAUGACAGUCCGAGUAUGAUUAUGAGUACUCCGUGAUGUUCCGGAAUCACCAGUGACAUUUCCAAGAACAUGAUCAAUAGACAGUUAUCUAAAUCAUGGGUGUUCUUGAACUCUGCCUGUUGUGAACUUGGAUAAUGUUUAACUGAUAUAAUCAUUUUCCAAAGUACCAAAGUAGAUUUUGGGUCAUAAACAUUGUGCAUAUUUUCAUAAAACUAAGACAUGAUUUUAGUGUGUAAACUGUGGACUGUGUAUGUAUUUUAUUGACAGGUCCUCUACUCUAUGUUAGAGUUAUAUUUUGUCCAUUCUACAGAGUCAAAGAACAAUUUGUUUGAAUCAGCAGCUCUCAGUGCAUAUUGAAAAUAUGCGAUAGAUCAUGGUUUUUAAAAAUGUGUGAAUUUUUAUCUGCAGAUAUUUGAUUUUCUUGGAAAUGUUCAUAAAUAAAUUCAUGCUAAAAAUGAUUGAUGAUCUUCACUGUAAAUAAUGUGAUUUAAAUGUCAUGAAGAGUCAUACAUAGAGUAUUUCACAUCAGUGAUGCUUCUCAAGGAGUGCUGUUUCUCCCACCCUUCACAGGUGUGUCUCCCGUUUUAGCCGGGAAAGAUCAGCUUUUUACCCCCUAGGGGGAGACAGCCUCGUGCCGAUUAGCACAUGUUCGAUUUUGACGUCAUUAAAAUGCGUCGCCGGUAAUUGCGACGUUAUCUAAAGUGAAUGACGAAAUUCAUACCCCAAAUGUGUUUUUGUUUACACUACUGUCGGUGGAGUUGUGACUGAAAUAAUAGGAUGGGAGUAAAACAAUCAUCCCCUACCUUUAAGGUGUGACAGAGAAAUCUCGGGAAUAUGAUAUUUUGGUCGUCUAACCCUCGGGUAGGGGAAGAUUCUAUUAAUCAGUAUAGAUGUAUAGAGUAUGACAGCAAAUGGCGAUUAAUGAAAUCAUGUAUCUACAGUACAAAGUAUUUUUAUCUUUUUUAUAUUUCGUUUUCUAUGAUGGAACAAUUUAAUAUCUUUUAUGGUUUUGAUAAAUUGAAGGUUGCUAUUCAGAAAAAACUGAUUUCCAAACAAUAGUAGCUAGUUUUGUAAUUUUUUGUUGCAAGAAUGUCAGUAGAGAAGUAUGUUUUGAAAUAUGUGUAAAAAUCUCUUGAAAGUAAAUGAUGUGGAUUUUUAUAAGUUUCACUGUGACUAGCAGGGUAUUUAUUUAGUUUGAAAAUAUCUAAUACAGGUUCAAUUUUACAUACAUAUUUACUGGAGGAAAAAAUAAUUAGGACAAUGUCAGUUUUCCUAAUAACUGUUAAAAUUUGUACAUAUUUGUGAUGUGAAUUGAACCUCUGCCCUUGCAGGGAAAGAAGCUACAACAAGGUAGAUUUUAUGUAAAAUUAUUACUGUGCAAAUUCAAAGGAAAAAAAUGUUAUUUAAAUAAUUCUUAUUGAAUUUUUAAAGUAUAAGAUUAGGCUGAAAUGAGAAACAUGCGAGAACUUGUAGACUUAAAUAUCAAUCUAAUAUCAGCAGUUGUAUAAAGUGUGUUGGAGUCUGUCCCGAGUGAAUGGGUAUACAGAGUGAGUUUGGGUUGGAGUCUAUUCUGAGUGCUUGGGUGUGACGUGUGAGAUUUGCUAUAACUUUACAGAAAAGGAGAGAUGGUUGUUACAGAUCAAUCAAGGAAACAUUUACCGGUAUGUCAUAUUUGUGAAAUGUGUGUUAGUUUGUGAAUACUUUUAUGAUUCGUAUCAGACAGAAAGACAAGUCUGAAUGUUACAUUAUAAAUAUUUUCAUACAAAA
This is a messenger RNA of Mizuhopecten yessoensis (Yesso scallop), 4460 nucleotides long. Its product is annotated as nuclear RNA export factor 1-like. Bases 118 to 2145 code for a protein of 675 amino acids. The record is from RefSeq and is a predicted model, not a curated record. Gene Ontology annotation, cellular component: cytoplasm; nucleus. Gene Ontology annotation, molecular function: RNA binding; protein binding. Gene Ontology annotation, biological process: poly(A)+ mRNA export from nucleus. The transcript has 24 exons. Lineage: Eukaryota; Metazoa; Mollusca; Bivalvia; Pectinida; Pectinidae.